GUCACGUUUUGCAGUUUAUUGUUGAUACUUUCUUGCUGUCGAUUUUAUAAUUAUUGAUUUACGUGGAUAUAAAAACUUUGCGUAAACUCUGGGCUAGUCUGAUUUAGAUGACGUCGGCUAGCUGGGCUGCAUUGCUAGCACUUUAGCAGUUACAGCUGCUAUGUCAGCACGCUAGCUGGAUUAUCUCCAAAAAAAAGUGUUUAAACCGAACAGCAUGCUGACAGUAAUGAACUACAGAUUCUUUUUACGUCACCCCAUGGACCAAGACAAUAAUUCAGAGGAGGAAUCUGUUGGUAUAUCAGAGGAUGAUGCACAGCAACGGUAUUCAGUUGAACUCUCCGACAUGGAAGCGGUUGAAGUGUUGUGGCAGAUGCGGGCUCAACGGAGGCAGACCAACCCUGACCUGCCCAACACUGUGACCCGGCUCUCUACUCCAGAGGGCAGCGUGGUCUACCUGGUGGGCACGGCUCACUUCAGCGAUAGCAGCAAGAAAGAUGUAACUACGACAAUUCGUGCAGUGCAGCCAGAUGUGGUGGUGGUGGAGCUUUGCCAGUAUAGAGUGUCCAUGUUAAAAAUGGACGAAAAGACGCUGCUCAAGGAGGCCAAGGAUAUCAACCUGGAGAAAGUCCAACAGGCCAUCAAACAGAAUGGCGUGAUGUCAGGCCUCAUGCAGAUCCUGCUGCUAAAAGUCUCUGCACACAUCACUGAGCAGCUGGGCAUGGCGCCUGGAGGAGAGUUUAGAGAAGCCUACAAAGAGGCAGGUAAAGUCCCUUUCUGUAAGUUUCACCUCGGGGACAGACCAAUUCCAGUGACAUUCAAACGUGCCAUUGCUGCUCUGAGUUUGUGGCAGAAAGCUCGGCUUGCUUGGGGCCUUUGCUUCUUGUCUGACCCCAUCAGUAAAGAGGAUGUAGAAAAGUGCAAACAGAAGGAUCUGCUGGAACAGACGAUGUCAGAGAUGAUUGGCGAGUUUCCCGCAUUGCACCGCACCAUUGUUGCAGAGCGAGACAUCUACCUCACCCACACACUUAGACAGGCUGCUCGCUGUGUCGAGGCGCCACCUAAUGGCCAGAAAGUGCCUGCUGUGGUGGUGGGAGUGGUUGGAAUGGGCCAUGUUCCAGGAAUUGAGAAAAACUGGGAAAAAGAACUUAAUAUUCAGGAGAUCAUGAGUGUGGCGCCACCUUCUCGAUUCGGCUGGGUGUUACGUACUGUAUUGAAAGGGGCCUUGCUUGGUGUUCUGGGAUAUGCCUGUUACCGUGCUGGAGGGUGUGUAGGGAGGAUGUUUCUCUCCCUACCUGCUGUCCAAUUUCUGGAGAAUACAAGACCGCCUCCCGCCUGACCUAGAUCUUCAACAAAGACUUAAAUAAACAGUAUAUUACGCUAAACACCAAUUGCCUUAAGAUGAGAGAUAGGGCAGAUGGUAUGUUUUGAGUAUGAUAUGGCUCAUACUCUCUAAAUGACACUGGGAUUUUGGAACGGGGGAACUUGAUGCAGCCCUCAGUAAUCUCCACUGUCUUAACUCUGUGCUCCUGCAAACAUGGAGCUGUACUGCCAAAAAAACACAGACAGUAAUUUCUGUUCCUUUUCUUUGUUUCCCAAUUUUCUUACACUUCAAUACAUGACAGUACUUUUUCAGUGUAACAUAUCUACUCCCUUCGGGUUGUGUUCUCACAUUUUAAAUUAUAAUGUGCAAAAAGAAAAUUGUGAAAUUACUAAAUGCCUUGGAGUUGUUUAGUCCAUCUACAUGUUUCAUUUAGUUCCAUUAGCAGGGCCACAUCUUGAAUAUGCAACAUAAAAUCCCAAUGUUCUAUAAUUUAGGAGAGAAUUGUACAAUAAUUCUAAGUAAUUUUCCAAUUCUGCUGUUUGUACCAAUGUAAUAAUUUUAUUGAGUACAAAGUAAAAGUAAAUACACAUUUAAUACUGUAAAAUUAUUUGUAUAAAGCAUGCCUUAAUAUUU
This is a messenger RNA of Tachysurus fulvidraco (yellow catfish), 1954 nucleotides long. RefSeq names its product TraB domain containing (gene trabd). The transcript is spliced from 10 exons. The coding region runs from base 215 to 1336 and encodes 373 amino acids. The record is from RefSeq and is a predicted model, not a curated record. Lineage: Eukaryota; Metazoa; Chordata; Actinopteri; Siluriformes; Bagridae.